AAUCCGAUUUGAAUCAACUCAAGCGGAAACGUCAGCAGCACCUGACCCAAAGGGGGUUAUUUAACUCCACCGGCGUCGGUUUCGUUUAACAGUAUGACAUUACAAUCGUAUUUACAUCUGGGGCCAGCGCAGCCUGCAGAGGCCUGAGUGAGACAAAAGUAAUUUAUUUAAAACCCUGCGUGGUUUCGUUGGUUCCGUCGUCUCCUCAUUUGGUUGCCACAACUGAAGGCGUCGCUUGGCAUCCGCGUCGCAGGUGGAGGAAGCGACCAGUCCAGGAAUUUUUACUACUCUCCCCGUUAGGACGGACCCCCGCCCGUCUGCUGCUGCUGCUGCUGCUGCAGUCUUCCUCCUGGUGCAUUUUAAGACCUCCUGAGGUUUGUGGCCCGACAUGGCUGACACUUUAAGGAGAUUGACCAACACAUCUUCAUUCAGCGUCUUACAGGACAAGCUCGAGAGCUGGCACAAAGACUACCAUGUGAUUUCCUGUGACCAGAAUCUGAACAGAUGUUGUGAGCUGAUUGAACUCACUGCCAAGAUCCAGGGCCAGCUAUUUGCCAUCCUUAACCUCACAGCUGCAGAAGGAGGACACUAUGCCGGAGUAGACACUCUGAAAACACGACUGCUGCCGUGGCUUGGAACCUGUUUCUCAAUGGCGAGGCCCACAGUCAGUGAAGACACAAGCCUACAGCUCAUCCAGGAUUCAGUGGAGAAGGACAGAAAGAUCAGGGAGCUCUCUGCUUCCCAUGAGAAUGACAUGCAGAAGCUGGAGACUCAGCUGUGCUCCACUCAGCUACAGCUAGAGUCAGUCAGAGCUGAGCUGCUUGAUGCUCAGAAGGACCUGGAUGAGACAAAGAGCAAAUCAGCUACGAAUCUUCUGGCCACUGAGGAUGAAAUAUUCCAGCUGAAAGCUGACUUGAGAUCCGCACAAGAGCAGGUAGAGAUUUACAAAAGGAAGCUGGAAACGCUCGACGACUACGAGCGGCAGAUCCGCUUGUUGAGAGACGAAGUGUCUUACCUGAACACAGAGAAGGUCAUGCUGCAAGAAAGGUUGGUGAGGAGUCGUUCUCCAAGCCCUUUGUCCAGGCACAGCCGCUCUUCCAGCCCCGGGAGGAGCGAGUCACCCACCAGAGCCCAGCUCACUAACUCCUCCCGCCACGCCCGCCUCGUAUCGCGCUUCAGUGACCUGUAUGUUGUGGAGCGUCUGAAUGCCCAGGCCCUGCUUCGACGCUACAUUCCUGACUUGGAGAUGGUCCAGAGAAUCAUUUUUAUUGCAGUUGUGGAAUCUUUCAAGACAGCAAAACUGGCUUACCGUCAGUUCAGGCUAAGAGUCAGAAAGACACUGUCCACAUCUCACUUUGGGCCAGAAAGUCUAGAAGAUGCAGCUGUGGACUACAUCGUCAGGAACCUGGACCUUUAUGAUGUUCAGGCCAGCAUUAAUGACGCCAUCAGUGCUAUGAAUGUAAACCCUCGGAUCUCCUUCCCGCCAGAGGUGGACUUCGUCCUCAUCAGUUCCUUGAUCAGAGAGACAUGCAAGGUGGCCUUCACCAUGCAGACACUGGACCCUCCACUGGACUUGGCCUUUGCCAGUGAUGGAGAACUAUACAAUGAUAUCAAGUACCGGCGCAGCUAUGACUCUGAGUUCACUGCUCCUCUGGUGAUGUACCAUGUUUGGCCAGCCUUAAUGGAAAAAAACACUGUAAUAGUGAAGGGCGAGGCCGUGACUAGAAGUGGUGCUCUGUGGAGUCGAAGCCGCAGCAGAAGCAGGAGUAUCAGCCCUGUGCGCUCUCGCUCUCUCAGCCCAACUCACAGCCUUGCAUUUAACAGCAGAAGAAGCCUGUCUCCCGGACGUCUUAGAGCUAGCCACCUGUGACAUUUGGCCCAAUGUGCUGAAAGUCUCAAGUAAAGCACAUGGAUGCUUCUAUGCUUCUACCAAAUAAAGCAAUAAAAUCCUUCAUUACCUUACCAGCCAAAGGCUGUUUGCAUUGUUGGAAUGAAGUUUUACAGCACAUAUAGGAUGAUAUAGAUGGAACAAAAUUAGCUUAGUAUAUAAAUGAACAAUUUUCUUAGUAUACUGUAUUAACUCUAUUAAUUAUUGAUUAGAUACUAACAGUAUUUCAGUGAUAUUGAGGAACUUAAAGGAAGCACAUGUUUCAGGGGGAAAGAAGACCUGCACACUAGCACUUUAUUGGUGCUAAAAAUUAGGGACAAUAAUCAACACGCAGCCCUAUCAGUCAACAUUUCAGUGGUGGGUUGUGUUGUGAGCUGCUGUGGAACAUAUGUUACGGUGCUAGUGAUCAGUGCUAAUUUAACAUCCUCCACUACUUGAGUGACAAACUUUUGGUCAGUGUUUUUGGUGUUUCUUGGAUGCUGUGUUGUUGUUAUUCUUUUCAUAUAUAUUUUUGAUAUUUUUGGUCCUGUUGUUUCAUGUACAUAUGUAAUACCAGACCAACCUCUCAGAUAAGUUGGCUAUGAGAUUUUUCCAGUAAGAAUAGUUUGCUACUGUGAUCAAGAGUAGGGCCAGGAGGCAGCUAUUUGGGGCAGUAUCCAGAUGUAUUCAGUGCAACAAUGUAUGUCUUGUCAUCAUUUAGCUUUAUCUCUUUAUCAUCACUGACUCAGAUACUGCUGGACUUAAUUUGCCCUCUAAUGACUUGAAGGAGAAUUAUGACAUUUUUAUUUUAUUAUGAUUUGGUUUGCAUUGUCAGAUAAAUAUAUCCUUCAAUUGUG
Messenger RNA from Archocentrus centrarchus (flier cichlid), 2724 nucleotides. It is a transcript of the gene spata18, whose product is annotated as spermatogenesis associated 18. The transcript is spliced from 12 exons. Gene Ontology annotation, cellular component: mitochondrial outer membrane. The coding region runs from base 389 to 1870 and encodes 493 amino acids. NCBI's taxonomy places the organism in Eukaryota, Metazoa, Chordata, Actinopteri, Cichliformes, Cichlidae. The record is from RefSeq and is a predicted model, not a curated record. Gene Ontology annotation, biological process: mitochondrial protein catabolic process; mitophagy by internal vacuole formation.